AUGUAUGCGUUUAGCCUUGCUGACCAGUCAUUUGUAGAGAAGAGCGUCGGCGCUGUGACUGCCCUCGCGUUGUCAUUCGACCAUACAUACAUUGCUGUCGGUCACGCUACCGGCCAUAUCCAGCUGUACGACUUGCGCUCGCCGAAGGUGCCCGCUCGCGUGGUUCCUCCCACCACGUUGGCCUCCGUCGCGUCUGGCAGGCAAGAGGGCCACAUAGUGGGCUCCCGGAUCGUCAGCAUCGGCUUCGUUGCCGGUCGCCACACAGCCCUCGUCUCCGCGGAUGACAGUGGUUUGGCAUUCUAUCACAGUCUGGGGAAGGUAUUCUUCGUGGACGCCACGGAUAUAUUGCGCAUCCUCGGAAAGUACCCCGACGAAGAUGCCCCCGACGCGCCUCCCGCACUCGGCCAUCGCUUCCGCCGAAGGAGAGGCCGCAAGCCGACUACUAUUCUCUCUAUGGUCCCGUUGCCGCUCGGUACAUGCGCUCACCCGACAGACAGCUACAACCUUGUCGCUCUUCUCACGCCGAUCAAACUCGUCAUCGUGGGCCUGAAGCCGUCGCCAAAGACCUGGUAUAGGCGCCAUCGAGAAACCGACGAAGAAGUCGCUUCGAAGUCUAGGUUCAAGGGGACGCUCGCGUGGUUCCCGAGUAUAUCGCUCACCGCCGAUCUCGCGUCCGCUUCUGAACGGGACAGUAAGAAGAGCCAGGUCAACGGCACACAUCCGUCGUCGACUCCGACGCUUGCAUACUCUUGGGGAGAGACUCUGCACCUGCUCCGCGUGUCCGAGGAUAAAGUCACCCAAAGUACAAAGGAUGCCAAGACGGGCAAAGUUAGCAAAGUCGAAGUCGGGAGGAUCGUGUUCGAGGAGAUGGGUAGUUGGACAGCCAGUGACGACAUCCUUGCUCUUCAGUGGCUGAAUGUCAAUCAAAUCAUCGUCCUCACCCCCACCGCCUUCGAAAUCUACGACGUCCGAACUUUCAAACUCGUCGAGCGCGAACACUUCGACGCGUGGACCCUCGUCUCCCCUGUUCUUAGCCAUACGACGAACGGCUCGCUCACAUACUCGGAUGCGGUGUCUGAAGUCGCGCACAGCGUACGUAUGUACAAGGGCAAGAUCUUCCUUCUCGGACAACACGGGGUGCAGGUAGGGACGCUCCUCACCUGGGCGGAUCGUAUCCUGUCAUUCGUCUCCGAGGGCGACUUCCUGAGUGCCAUCGACCUCACUCGAUCCUACUACGUGGGAGAGGCGCCUGGGAAUCGGAAUGGUCUACCUGACGACCCGGAGAAGUUGAAGGCCGUCGUCGGACAGAAGCUACGCGAGCUCAUCGUGGCAUCCGCCCGAUACGCGUUUUCGGAAGACCGGAUGCUGGACGGUACACACGUUACGCCGGACGGGAGGGGCGUCGACCGAACCGACCUUUUCGAAGGCCUUGUGUCGACAUGUGCUCGUGCUUCCAUGGCGCUGGACGAUUUCGACUUCUUCUUCGAGGACCUAUUCGGGUACUACGACAACAACGGGAUUGCGACGAUCUUCCUCCGGCAGCUGGAGCCGUUCAUGCUGAGCGGCGAAAUCCGACACGUCCCGCCACGGAUCACUCAGCGCCUUGUCGCCUUGCAUGACGCGGAGAACCGGCCAGAUCUCGUCGAGCGGCUCAUUUGGCACAUCGACCCGGAUUGUCUGGAUAUCAACCAGGCUAUCAUGCUAUGCCAGCGACACAACCUCUAUGACGCCCUCAUCUACGUCUACACGCGCGCCCUUCGAGACUAUGUGUCACCCGUAGUGGAACUUCUUGGUCUCAUCCGCCGGGUGCAGCAAUGGCGGAGACAGCGCGCGGAAGCUUCGCCUACCUCUUCCAGCUUCAUGGACGAGCAGUCUAUAGAACCGGUGGUCCUCAACGCGUACAAGAUCUAUCCCUUCAUAGCCGAUACCCUGACAGGUCUCACAUACCCGUCCGAAGAACCUCUCCCCGAAGACGAAGCACUUGAAGCAAAGUUUGAGGUCUACAAGUUCCUGUUCUAUGGGCGAUCUAGUGUUUGGCCGGAGGGCGAGGGCGGAAAACUCGUCCUUACCUCAGACGAAGAGAACGGUGUUGAACCCACAUAUCCCUACGCCCGUCUGCUUCUCCGCUUCGACCCGGAAGCGUUCCUACAUACCCUGGAUAUGGCUUUCGAGGAUGCGUAUCUGAACGACGACACCCGCGGCGUGAGCCGGUUUGUCAUAGUCAAGAUCCUCCUUGAUAUCCUUGCCUCUCCAGAGCUUGCCCAGGAAGAGAGGACCUUCAUCCACAUCUUUGUUGCCCGCAACGUGCCCAAGUACCCCCAGUUCAUCCAGAUCCAGCCCACCGUGUUGCACAAUAUCCUCAUCGGUCUAGCAGAGGAUCCAGAUACGAGCACACGGGAAGAUCGCCAACUAGCCGCCGAGUUCCUCCUCUCUGCCUACAAUCCCCAUGAGAGCGGCCGCAUCCUAGAGCUUUUCAAGCACGCCGGUUUCUACAGGAUCCUCCGCUCCUUAUAUAAUCAGGAGAAACAAUGGCCGGAGCUCCUAGGAACCUACUUGGAAGACCCAGCCUUGCCUUCCCACGACGUAUUCUCCUCUCUUCACGACGUCCUAAAAACCGCUAAGAGAGCGAGCAAGGGCAAGGUUCCUGCGGCAGUUUCCGAAAAGUUACUUGACUCUCUACCCGACCUACUGGUCUCAGAUAUCCCCAACACGGCCGCUCUCGUAGACGAGUAUGUUCCUGAUGACCACGAAGCUGCCCUCAAUGCGUUAGGUCCCAACGCCGAGCACGAGCGCUUCCUGUACCUCCAGUACCUGCUGCACCCGGACCGUCGGAAAGCCGCCGAAGACGAUAUCGCCCUUCCUCGGAAGUCCGUCGCCUCCCCCAACGUCCCUCCCUGGCUUCGGCAGACCUAUGUUUCCCUACACUGUCGAUUCGAGCCCACAAAUGUCAUCCCCGCACUCCGAGAACUCCCACACGGGUACCUCGAUGGCCAAGAAGCGGCACGGACGUGCGAGGAAAACGAGGUGUUUGACGCUGUUGUUUGGCUUGUCAACCACGAAGGCGACCCCCAGACGGCGUUAUCCAAAGCAGAGUCGUUCGACCAACGACUGUCUACACGCAUCGCCGACGCACUCGCGUCUCCUGACGAGUCCGCGGCCGCCAUAUCCGACUCCUUGGGCAAGCUACAGGCCGUCGCAGAGGCCGCGACCGCGACAUGUGUGGAACGCUCCCAGCCACCUUCCCCCGAAGUCCCCGUCGAAGACCUCUGGUUCCAGUUGCUCAGCAGCCAAAUCGACUGCGUCCAACGCGUCGCGAGCUGCUGCUCACUAGAGGCUCUUGGGCCUUCGGAGGGCGCCCCCGCGGACGAUCCCCGCGUACAGCGCGAGCACGACGCGAUAUCUUCCCUACGGUCGCUCGUCCACAAGACGUUCACCGCGCUCAUGUCCGUCAGCUCCACGCGUGCGGUUUCCUUCCCGCGCCUGUUCAAGCGCCUAGUGAGCUCCGCGUCUGCGGCGAAGGCCCACGUCUCGAAGGGCACACUUUACACGGAGUUCCGGACGAUCUUGACAGGCAUGCUUGAGUCGUUCCGCUCGGAAGGUGAUAUGCUCGUGAUCACGAAACACCUCGUCGAUCGCGACGUGUUCGACACCGUCGCAGAGCUCGUCGCGGAGCGCUGCAAGGGGUGGGCGCCCGCGCGCGGGGCGUGCUCGGGGUGCGGGGUCUCGUUCGUUGGGAGCAAAAAGGCGGGAGAGGGUGAGGAGCCGGAGCCGGAGAACGAGAAGAUCGUCGUGUCACGGACAGGAGCGAUAUACCACAGUAGAUGUUUACCGUCUGACUUCCACGCUAAUCACGCCGUCAAUGUACAGUAA
Molecule: messenger RNA, 3870 nt
Organism: Trametes versicolor FP-101664 SS1
Lineage: Eukaryota; Fungi; Basidiomycota; Agaricomycetes; Polyporales; Polyporaceae
Product: CORVET complex membrane-binding subunit VPS8
Exons: 3
Coding region: 1-3870 (1289 amino acids)
Biological process (GO): protein targeting to vacuole; endosomal vesicle fusion
Cellular component (GO): late endosome; HOPS complex
Molecular function (GO): protein binding
Source: RefSeq, a predicted model, not a curated record